AUGGCUCCGCUUCAGCAAACCGCAUUGCACACCCUCCAUACUCGGACGGGACUCACAGAAGGUGAUUGCGAGGGGAUUCACGAAAGUCUGAGAGAAUUCCUCUUAGCACACAUGACUGCGGAGCUACGAAAAUUCAAAACCAGAACCACAGAAAAACGGUGGAGAGCAAUGGCAGAUGAAAUGAGAAGCCAUGAUGAUUUCCUGGAUCUUCCUGAUGAGCUCAGCGUUGCCACAUUCAAACGGGAGUAUUGGUAUGAUUUCUUACGAAGUCCGUGGGUUUCUGCGUGGACAUGCCUGAGGCGCACCGAUGAGAAGAACGGUGCACCUAAACAUCCCAUCCAUCAUGAAGAGACUAAACGGUCAACUGUUACAUCUUCUCGAGAAGAACAUACCCAAUCAUCCAGUGGUACGCCCUCUCUGGAACAGCAUAGCACACCUCUGCAGCAGUCGGAGGUGACCUUACCUAGAGAUAUCAAAUUACAAUGCCUUCUUAUGGAUACGGAUAAAAGAUCAGCACCAGUGAACGCCAUCGCAUUGAUAUAUGAUGAAAAAGUGCGUACUGACGGUACCAGUGUCAAUGUCAAUGUUUUCGAUUUGAGUUUUCUCAAAUUCGGACAAUGGGUGUCAGCUGCCGAUCAGAUGAGCGAUGCUGAUGUAAAUAUCAUGUUCUACGAAGACGCGCAGAAGAAUCUAGUCGCUAUUCAGAGUGAAGAGAUCUUCCAUAUGGCACUGAUCCAGAUGAUGUAUAAGCGCAGUCGUGAGAACUCUCCGAACAAGACCUUCCAAUUCAUUGUCAUGCCCAAAGGAAACCCCGACGGUCGCCGCUUACCGAUCCGAUCCCAGUCUGCCAGUCAACCGCCCCAUCAGGCACAGCGAGGUGUCAAACGCCGGCGUGAAAAUAACAACUCACCCGACCAUAGGCAUCCCCAGAGGAGUCAAAACAAAGACCACACCGGCAUCAACCCAGCACAGGGAGAUGUAGGGAUCAGUCCUCUCCAGUUCACGACUCCCACUGCAAGCAAUCAUCCUAAUGGAUCAGAUCCUGAAAGGGGCGAAAGUCAAGAUGAUAUAAAUGAGGGCUCAGAGAAUCAAGAAUCGCAGGAAAAAGGCAGACGGGAUGGAGGCGCAGCCCAGACCUAUUCUCCAUUGGAGUUUGAGCUGAAUUCGUCAACUGCGUCUCGUUCCCCCGGCAGCACCCCGGAGAAUGAGCGAACUUCGAGUCCUAAAAAUGGAGAUCCUAUUUCAACCGCGACACCCAGUGGCCAGGUGACAGUUCCGAGUAUUAAGCAUGAGAUCACCGACAUCUGUGACUCUAGCGAUGAAAGCAAAGUCGGAAAACAUAACACACAGGAGGAUAGAGACAGAAAUAAAGUUCUAGUCAAGGACGAAGAUGAAGUUGAUGAAGACAUCUCUCUAAUUCCACUCAACAAGCAGCGUAUGAGCCGUUGUUUUCCUAAUUCAUAG
Messenger RNA from Talaromyces amestolkiae, 1464 nucleotides. RefSeq lists its product as uncharacterized. The coding region runs from base 1 to 1464 and encodes 487 amino acids. The transcript has 2 exons. The record is from RefSeq and is a predicted model, not a curated record. Lineage: Eukaryota; Fungi; Ascomycota; Eurotiomycetes; Eurotiales; Trichocomaceae.